UGGGCUCGGCCCACGCCGGAGGCGGGAUUAACCUAAUCCAGGAAGGGUGCUAUUCCUGACCCUUCUGGUGCAAAGGCCAGUUUGCAAGAGCCAGGAAGAAAACGAGCAGCGGCGGCCACUCUGGGAGUCCCCACUGAAGGCAUUCACCUUUUAAGAAUAAAGAUAAGAAGGGGGGAAAAUGCCUUCAUUGAAGGGCAAAGUUCAGACUGUGCUGGGCCUUAUAGACCCUAGCCAACUUGGUUACACCAUGACCCACGAACACUUGACGAUGAACUACAGUUGCUGUUACUACCCACCUCCAUCAGGGCAGGAAGCAUUGUCAGAUCGGCCCAUUGAGAUGAAGAACUUGUUUUGGCUUAAACAGAAUCCUUAUAGCCACAAAGAGAAUCUUCUCCUGUGUCAAGAGACUGAUGCGGUGAGGGAGGAGCUAUUGCACUAUAAGGCUGUAGGUGGUGGGACGAUAGUGGAAAACACAACCACGGGGAUCAAACGGGACAUGAAGACCCUAAAGCAGCUUUCAGAAGAAACCAGAGUUCAUGUUGUUGCUGGAGCUGGUUUUUAUGUAGACGCCACUCAUUCUGCUGAGACAAGAGCAAAGUCAGUGGAACAGCUGACAGAGGUUAUUGUUAAUGAAGUUAUCAAUGGAGCGGAUGGAACCAACAUCAAGUGUGGCGUAAUAGGAGAAAUUGGAUGCUCUUGGCCUCUGACAGAGAGUGAAAACAAAGUACUUCAAGCCACUGCACACGCCCAGUCACAGCUCGGCUGCCCUGUUAUAAUCCACCCUGGCAGGCAUAGUGAUUCUCCUUUUCAGAUCAUUCGGAUUAUGCAGGAAGCUGGGGCAGAUGUCUCCAAAAUUGUCAUGUCUCACAUGGAUAGGACUAUAUUUGAUGAGAAGAAGCUGUUGGAGUUUGCAAAACUUGGAUGCUACUUAGAGUAUGAUCUUUUUGGAACAGAAUUCAUUCUCUACCAGAUGAAUCCAGAUAUUGAUAUGCCAAGUGAUAAUGAGAGGAUUUUAAGAGUUCGGAUGUUGAUUGAUGAAGGCUAUGAAGACAAAGUUGUCAUUGCUCAUGACAUUCACACAAAGAAUAGACUGAAGAAAUACGGAGGUCACGGCUAUUCCCAUAUCCUUGAAAACAUAGUUCCCAAAAUCUGUAUCCUGGGAGCUUUCUAGGGUGAAUGGAAGUUCAAACGAGGACAUGCUCAAAGUCCAUCAUUUUAGCUACCAUACCACACCAGUGUCUUAGCUCUAAAUCAAGAUGGCAAAAAGAACCAGGAAGCUGAUUCCAUCAACUCAAAGGGUCUUUAAAUUAUUCUUUCUUGUGGUUGCUCUGUUUCAAAAGCAGUUUGUAAUAAGACAUUAAUGAAACAAUUCAGGAAGAAGCUAACCAUAUCCCAAUAUUACAAGCCCACUUUGUUAGAUUAAAUAGGACUUUGGGACACAGCCACUAUCCAGAUGAGGGUCAGAUUUAUACAGGUAAGUGAACUAACAUUGUACCUGAGUUCUAUUGUUCAAGGUAAAAAUCAGACCUGUUACAAGAGAAUCAGGAUGCAUAGAAGGAAUGAGCAUGUAGAACAAUUCUUUGAUGCCUUUGUCUUUGAGUCUAUUAAUAAUGCAUCCUGAUUGGUAUAAUUUUGAUGCAUAUGGAAACAACACAGCUCCCCCAAACAACUGCCAUCAUAUACUAACAACCCAAUCCAGUUCCUGGGGACAGUGGUGCUGCUGUGUAGCCUCCAAAAGACUUCCAAGUGGCUCAGAGAGUCAGAAGAAGAAAAAUGCCUUACCACCCUUAAGCCCUCCUUGGGGCUUAAUGGAGCUCAGGUGGCAUAAUUUUGAGCCUUGGGCCACAGCAUUUGCAACCCUAAACCUGUGGAGCUCAAUAGGCGGCAUAACUCUUGAGCCCCAAGCCACUGUGUUCAUGGCCCUGAACCCCAGGUGGAAGCCAACUAAAUUCCGUUCCACCUUCGGGAAACCUGUGUUGCUCUGCAGCAGCUUGGACUUCUGGGUUUUGCCACUGUGGAGCUGAGGGGCGGUUGGGCACUGGUGCCUCUGCCCCCUCCACUGCUGGGGGUGCAUCAGCGUGGUCCUCUGCUGCUUCCUGUGAGCAUUCAGUCCCCCCGUAUCUGCAGUAGAUUGAGCUGCCCAUUUGUGUGGCUUAUUAAUAAAAAUCAUUCAUUAAAUUAAUUCAUGUCUCUUUUCUGAUUAUUAUUCAGACAGCCUUGAGUCCUGCUUAAAAGUUAACUAAUUGUUCUGUUUGUAUUUUAAAGAAUACUUAUUAUGAUUACAAUAUUAAUAAAAGUUUGUAAUAGUAACAGUCCACCAAUAAAAAAAUGCAUAUAGUCAUUGAAUAGAAUGUGAUCCUAGUUAUUUAUACACGAUUCCUUUCCACUAGUAAAACACAUUCCGUUUUUAUUUGUGUACGAUUUAUGUUAGUGCAACAACAUAUCAUCUGCUUUGUAGCCUGUCUCUGUUCCGUCACUGUUCAACAGAGCUGUUAGUGAUUUAGAGGUUUUGCUAACCUGAACUAAGGAAUAAUGCAUGACUUGGCAUGCAAUAUGCCGGAUUCUUUUUUUAUCUUUUUGAACUGAAAAAAAGUAAAGAUUUCCGUGCCUGCCUUUCAAAACCAUAACUGAUAGGUUUUCAAAUUAAAUUUUCAUCCCACAUUAAUACAGAAAUGUUAACAACAGAUAAGGCUAUUCACCAUGCCAGCUCUCACAGGAUAUUAUAAAUCACAGAAGCAGGAGGAACUCAGUUCUUCUGUAUCAUAUAGGAAGGUUCAGAAAGGCUUAAAAGAUUUGUAAUUGCUUAACAAAUACCUAAUUUAAGCUGCCAUGUUGUAUAGUAAUAUCCAAGGUAGUCAUGGCUUCAAAAAAAACAUUGUUUACUGAAGUGAGCUGUCUUGACCACUCUUUAAGCACUAUUUAUCAAAUUACAGCAAACUUUCCAAGGAUUAAUAACCAGCUAGUGUCAUGGAUCACCCAGCAUUAUUCACCCCUAAAAAAUCUAACCUGAUUUGAGUUCAUUGUUGAGGUUGGAAACAGUAAAGGAAAAGAUGUACUUGGCUUUAUUGCAGUUAUUACAGAACUGGUUGCAGGAGUAGACUGAUACAUAUGUUUUACUAAAUCUGCUUAAAUUAUUACUCAGGUUCUAUUAAUACUGCAUUUAAUUGCUACUUUUUGAAUUUAUAUCACAGUUGAUAGAUUGAGGUUUUUUCCUAUUACAAAAUGAUGUGGACUCUAUUGACUCUGGCAUUAAAUGUGCUUCAUAUAUCAUUAUAAACAAACACUGUAUACAGAGAGCAGACAUACACUCCACAGAAAUGGACGCUGUCUGCGCUAAAAAAAUGAUUUAUCGAUUGAGCUCCUAAAAAUACUUUGCAGAUUGCAGUCAUUUUGUGUACAGCUACAAUGCCUUGCAAAUGCAUUCACCUCAAUCCCAUUCACGGUAGGCUACCUUAAUGGUUCCUGCUUCUUUUGUGGGUGGUGGCAGCUAUGGCAAUUUCUUUUUAAAGCCUGUGAGGACAGUCUCAGAGGAACCCCAAGCCUCUUGCUAAACAUGUGUUAAAGGAAUCUCAAAAUUAAACAAUUAAUGCAGUGUACAUUGCAUACGUUUCAUGAUUGCACACCUCACUAGGUUAUAAAGGCAUACAGGGACAUUAAAACUGCAAGCAAACCAAUUAUGUUAUGGCCUCAGCACUUCUAUAUUUAAGCUGUCUAACUAUUAAGGAAGGCAAUGUGUUACAUGGGAGUCCUUGAGAUAUUGAAUAUACAUUGCUGUUGAAUGAAAUACAGGGGUAGCAGGGUAAUGCUUUCCUACAAUACAGGUCUGCUUCUGUGUGCUCUGUUUCCAAAUGAAAAUCCUUGUUUUGUAUAGAAAACUGCUCUCACAGUUCAUUAGUUGUCAAGAUCAAAUUGCAGUCUAAUACAUCCAAUUCAUUAAAACUGCUGCCUAAUAUAAAAAGAUGGCUUAAGGAUUUCUUAUGGCUGCAUAAAUAUAAUCUGAAUUCAGCCCUGCACAAUCAAUAUUUGUCUUCUCUGUUUAUGUAGUGUCUAAAUUAACCAAUUUAUAAAUGUCUGGGAUUAUGUACUUAGGCUGUCUCCAGCCUUAUUUUAAUAUUUAUGCUCAUAAAGAUAUGCCAUGUGCUGUGUUGUGUUAUUUUUCUUUCCAUCAAGUGUUAAAGGGAAAUAAUGCUUUCUAAUAGGCAACAUUACAAAGUUGCACUGUGAACUGAAGUAUGUGAGACUUGGCCUGUUCUGUUGCUGUUUACUGUUGAACCAGUGUGGUCUGUCUUUAGAGGUGCUAUUUAUGGUAGGCUUUUGCUAAUUUGAUUAAUUGCUACUGAUGUCCCUGUAAUUUAAUUUUUACAGUACUUGUGAGAAACCAUAAACAAAAGGUUAAGUGGCACAUUAGAUUAAUUUACCAGCCUUUGAUGCUUCCAUCUGUGUUCCUGCCUGCAACACACAAUGGAGGGAUCAGAAAGACUCUCAUCUGGUUACAGUACACUGGUGUUCCCAGUAACAAUGUUCAGCAAUUUCUUUUUCAUUAUUCCACCUUGCUGGGUAUGUGUGUGUGUGAGGAUACUCACAAUCUCAAAUAGAACUGGAAACGAAAUCCAAUGUUUCAGCUUUGUUGACUCUUCUCCAGUAUAUAGCAAGCCAUGCUCAUUCUACUAUUUAACUUUACAAAGAGUAACAAUUCAGUGCGGCCUAAGAUUUUCAGGAAUCUCAGAACAUGAAAACAGUAACCAACAAGCACUCCGGGCAGAAUGUAAUUUAUUGCUCAGUACAGGGCCCAGCAUGCAUAUUAGCAUGAGAUAAAUGCUUAUUAAUGAAUAUAAAAUCUGUAAUUCUUCUGUAAUUCUUUGUAAGCAUUACAAAUUUGUUGUGUAGCAGCUGUGGUGGCCAUUUGAGUAAAUUAAAUGUUUGCUGUCAUGUUUGUGGAAUUAAAUUUUAUGACGGAUUAUGAA
Molecule: messenger RNA, 4964 nt
Organism: Sphaerodactylus townsendi
Lineage: Eukaryota; Metazoa; Chordata; Lepidosauria; Squamata; Sphaerodactylidae
Gene: PTER
Product: phosphotriesterase related
Exons: 6
Coding region: 179-1171 (330 amino acids)
Biological process (GO): catabolic process
Molecular function (GO): zinc ion binding
Source: RefSeq, a predicted model, not a curated record